UGUACUAUCGGUCCAUGCCUACUGGAACAGCAAUAUUUCAAAUUCUUUCCUUCUAAAUACGAACGUUAUGGAAAAAGGAAAUUGAAAUAGAAAACCGGUUGAGCUCGUUUUACUCCCAUGGCUUCUACUUCUGGUUUCAACCAAACCGACACCAAUGAUGGCUCAUCCUCUUACUUCCAGAAAACAGUAUGCUUGCACGAUUGGUGGUUGAUUAAAGCCGGAAAGGACUUCGAAGGGAAACGACUAGCCGUUGCGGGGUUUACAUCCAGAGAGCAACAAGCUGUGCGAGUGUUUUCCACGGCACCUAUAGUCAAUAGAUACGAUGUUUUUACUCUGGAGACUGCCGAUGGGAUAUGUGUAUUGCUGAAAGGGUUCAUUAACAAGCUGCGCACUAACGAUAAUGGGUUUCCCUCCACGGUUUUUAGUCGUUUCGUGUUUGGCUUUCCUCCUGACUGGGAAGAAUGUGCUGCAAAGUUCUUGGAAGGAGAUUCUUCCACUGAUGUUCUUUCAGGGAGUAUACCUGAUUCAGAGGAGUUUGCUGCUCAUCCAGAAAUCGUUGCUGGUGAGAAAACUGUUACUCCAUCUUCAGAACAAAUUCCGAAAAAUCACAAGCAGGUUAUUCAUGAAGAUAAGCAUGACAUUGAAGCUUCAAAAGGUUGUUCUCAUAAUGCCAGAUUGCGGAAUCUGAAAAGCAAUCCGAAGAAUGACCCAGAAUCUAGAUGUUCUGUGAAGCAUAAAAACAAAAGGUUGAGUCCUAUAUCAAAGACAUUUGAAAUCCCAGAUGGAGCAGAACUGAAGAGUUCAUCAGGUACCACCAAUCAAUCCAAGGGCAAAAUAGACAUAUCAGAUAACUUUCCAGACCAUUCUAUGGGCCAAAUGUUGGAAAAAUUGUCAGUGAAUUUACAAAGAAAACAGAAGGAAGAGAAAUGGGCAGUCAAUGGGUCGAAAGGUAAAAGAAAUAAGAUGAAUUCUGUUCCAUUGGUAUCUGAUGAUGUGAGCAAUAUUUUACAAAAUAACAGCUCUGAAUUUGAGGGCAUUGAUAUCUCCAGUCCGUCUGCUGAUGAAGUUCAAGAGCCAUUGCAUGAGAACACCAUAAGAAAAGAAGAUGUUGAGCACGUUGGAGAUAGUCCAGGGCAGAAUUCUGCUACUAAACACGCACUAGACUGUGGAAACAUUAUGACUCAAGGUGGUAUGCAGUCAAGGAAAAAUAAUUCAGCUAGGUCUCGCAUUGGGCGUGUUAAUAAAAAUCCUACAAAGGACUUGAAGAAUGCAGUAGAUGAAGGUGAAAGCGAUGCUAAAGAACAAAGCACCAGCAGAAAGAAAAUAUUUAUUGUUUCUCCAGAAUCUUUGAGUUUUGGACGAUCUAGGUCAGGGAGAAUACUUCUGCCGACCUUGCAAUUCUGGCGCAAUCAACUGCCAGUUUAUGAUGCGGAUCGUAAAAUCACUGGAAUUAAGGAUGAGUUGGAUGUGAUAGGAACGUCAAGAGGGAGUAGAUCAGAACCUCAGAAAAAGCGAAGGCUGUAGAAGUGAAUGUUACUGGAAGCUUUAGCAUUUGCUGUUGAAUUUAAGGGGAAUUAAGAAGGUUUUGGAAAUCAAUUCAAGUGGAGCAAGAUGUAUAGAAUUAGAGGAGUGGACUUUCUUGGGUAUUUUGCUUUUUUAUUUUUUAUUUUUUUAUAAAGUUUAACAUUUUCCUUUUUUCGUCAAAUGAUGGGAAUUUGAACAUCAUGGCAUCUACUCCAUAGCAGUUGAUUUAGCCAAGACACCAAGUGUAUGUGAACCUAUAAUGACUUACUCCUAUGUAUAGCAAUCUAUUCUAUUGAAAGCCUGCCUAUUCUCAAAUGUGCAUUACAUGUUA
Messenger RNA from Corylus avellana, 1855 nucleotides. Its product is annotated as dentin sialophosphoprotein-like protein. NCBI's taxonomy places the organism in Eukaryota, Viridiplantae, Streptophyta, Magnoliopsida, Fagales, Betulaceae. The record is from RefSeq and is a predicted model, not a curated record.